Cylas formicarius (sweet potato weevil) is the source of this 1628-nucleotide messenger RNA. RefSeq names its product THO complex subunit 3 (gene tex). The transcript is spliced from 3 exons. NCBI's taxonomy places the organism in Eukaryota, Metazoa, Arthropoda, Insecta, Coleoptera, Brentidae. Gene Ontology annotation, cellular component: THO complex part of transcription export complex. Gene Ontology annotation, molecular function: protein binding. Bases 136 to 1098 code for a protein of 320 amino acids. The record is from RefSeq and is a predicted model, not a curated record. Gene Ontology annotation, biological process: mRNA export from nucleus.
UAGAAUAACUGAAUCUAUGGCCGACAUGUGGGGCCACUGCCCCAAGUAUAGGUGCCCACCGUUAAGUAAAAAGCGCAAUGAAUAAUUGAUUGUUCUGUGUUUGUUUAGUAAACAGUAAGCCAAGUGUGGUUAAAAAUGUUUACGGACAAAAUCGACGAAUUUCAGAAAUACUUCAAAACCCACAGCAAAUCGAAAGAGUACUUGGGCCAUUCGUCCAAAGUUCACUCGGUAGGCUGGAGCUGCGACGGCAAAAGACUCGCCUCGGGAUCCUUCGAUAAAUGCGUCUGCAUUUACACUCUUGACAGAGACCGGCUGAACAAGGAAAUAACGUUCAAAGGUCACGGGGGUUCGGUGGAUCAGCUAUGCUGGCAUCAAACGAACCCCGACCUUUUGAGCACCGCCAGCGGCGACAAAUCCGUCCGAAUAUGGGACACGAGGGUGCAAAAAUGCGUCGCCACGAUCAGCACCAAGGGCGAGAACAUCAACAUAACCUGGUCGCCGGAUGGUAACGCCAUCGCGGUCGGUAACAAGGAGGAUUUGGUCACUUUCAUCGACGCCAGGACGCACAAAAUCGAAGCGGAGGAACAAUUUCACUUCGAGGUCAACGAAAUCAGCUGGAACAACACCAGCGACCUGUUUUUCUUGACCAACGGCCUCGGUUGUGUGCACAUCUUGAGUUACCCGGAGCUGAAACGUCAGCACGUGCUGAAAGCGCACCCGGGUACUUGCAUUUGCAUUGAAUUCGACCCGACCGGCAAGUAUUUCGCCACCGGGAGCGCGGACGCGCUGGUAUCUCUAUGGGACAUUAACGAAUUGGCCUGUCAAAGGGUUUUCACUAGGAUGGACUGGCCGGUAAGGACGAUUUCCUUCAGCCAUGACGGGCAGCUGCUAGCGAGCGCGUCGGAAGACCUCAUCAUAGAUAUAGCGUUCGUGGAGACGGGCGACAAAAUCGCCGAUAUAAGCGUGGACGGGGCCACAUUCACGGUCGCCUGGCAUCCGUCCCAGUACUUGCUCGCCUACGCUUGCGACGAUAAAGACACUUACGACCGGAAACGGGACGCCGGUAGCCUCAAAGUGUGGGGCUUUGUUUCCGAUUAGAUUAUUUUCCCACCUCAUUUUCUUUCUAAGAAACUUAAUAAAGUGUUCAUUACCAAAAGCCGUUUUCCAUUUUUGAGUUUAACGUUUAUCUACCACUUUGUAUGUCGAGCUGGAUACACCAAUGAGCCUGCACCUCUGUUUUCUCUCUGCCGUGGAACUGAAUCUACAGCCAACCUUCAAUUAAUCAAUUUCCACAGUUCUGUCUCCGAUUUCCUUAAUGUUGCUUUAAUAGAGGAGGCCAUAUAAGUAUGAGAUAAUAUAGAUAAUAUUGCGGUGAAAAUUAAUGCGCCUCAGGUGGAGAAAUGGGCAGGUGACCCUACAUAGAGUUAGAGAUUUGGAAUGUACGUUACUGCGACCCAAAGGAUCUAUUCUGACUCUAAAGCAUAAAUUGAUUGACUGAUUGAGCUACUUUGGACCUAUACCCUUUCUUUUUCACAGUAAAACCUACAUUUUGCGCCAUUUUAUUUCCAAACAACGAUCUCCACACACACAAAUCGUUUUCCAAGAGCAUUUAACUAAAUCUGGACAUA